GAGGAGGCAAUCUGCUUCCCAGUCGCCAGGGGGCGCUGUCAGAAAUUCCGUUUUUUCCUUUCCGGAUCGCGUAGCCCAGCUUGUCCAAGAGCGGCGCAUGCCCACUCGGCGGUGCCGGGCCGGUUAGAACGUAGUACACCGGGAGGGUUCCAUGUGCCGCCGGGUUCCAGAGCGGGACAUCAUGUUGUGAGAGAGAGAGAGAUGGGGGCCCGGGUGAGCCGCGUUUUUCGGAACUUCAACCUGGAAAAUCGUGCUGAGAGGGAGAUCAGCAAGGCGAAGCCGUUUGCUGCCCCCAUGCACCCCACCACCAAGUCCCUGAUUCUGGAAGAAAUCAACCGCCAUCCAGAAUUAGAGGAAAUAGUCAAAAGAAAAGAUGACAAACUGCUCACAUUGUUAAAAGAAGUUUAUGUUGACUCCAAAGAUCCUGUUCCACACGUUCGGGUGAAAGAUGCCAGUAUACCUCACUCACCGGAGCUUAGACUUCUAAAAGGCAAUCACUUUAACCUCAUGACUUCCCAGAACAUUCCCAAAGGCAAAAUUUCUGUGGUAGAGGCUCUCACUCUACUUAACAAUCAUAAACGUUCUCCUGAAACAUGGACUGCAGAAAAAAUAGCCCAGGAAUAUUAUCUAGAACUGAAAGAUGUUAAAUCCCUUCUCAUGUUUUUUGUUGCUUUUGAUGUAAAGAUCUUCCCUGCCAAUAACAAAAAGAAAGCUAUAUCUUCGAAAUGAAAGAAGCCAUCAGAAGCAUUUUCCACCAUGUCCCCCUACAUGCGCCCUUGUCCUAUUCGCCUCCUGAAUGCAUUAAAUUAUGUUAUCAUUCGGUUAAAUGAUCACAGUUCCCUCUUUGUGACUGAAAACUUUUACUUAAUAAGCAGCUAAUUGUGUCAGGCUGCUGGCUGAGCUUGAAAUGUUUUGCUGGUAUUUUGUCCUGCUAUAUUCUAUCAUGUAUAUGUCCAAAUGAGUGAUGAGCUCAACUUCAUGUGUUCCUUAGAAAUGGGAAAGGCAAGCUGUUAUUUUUAGACAUAUCAUAUGACCAUUUCUGAAACGGUCACAGUCCUUUGGGAUAUAAUUGAAAAUAUCUGUUUAAAAAUUAAAGAAAAAAAUUAUCUUCCAAUUCAGGUACAAAGUACAUUCUUCCCUGGGUUGAGGCAUUUGGCCUUAGAGGAAUGAUACUUGGAAGAAUAAUAAAAUAGCAUUUCCCAGGCCAAGAGAGUAAAAAACCAAGAUAAAAAUCAAGAAAAAAGAAUAUUAUGCUUACAAAAUUAUCUUUCAUGAUUGUUCUAGAGGAUGGAAGAGAUAAAGAGAGGUUUGAGAAUUCUGUUGAUUGCAGAAUUUUUAACAUGAAAUGUUUGAUUUCUAAAUUUUGUUACUGGAGAAUCUAAAACCUGUGACAAGUAUUAAAUCUGGAGUUUGACUAAGGAAAAGAUUUUGGUGUGGCAUGUAUGGGCAGUACCUGAAAAGUAACCACAUCUGGAUGUAAUGUUUAGCAAGGAAACUAUUUUUUUCCUCUGGAAGAUGACCUGGAGCCUAGAUUCCAAACAAAUAGUUGUGUGACCUUGGGAAGAUCAUUUAAUGGUCUCUGGCCCUUGGUGCCCACCUUUCUACAAUAAGAAAGUUGGACUGGAGAAUCAUCCCAAUAACUAGCAUAUGUAGAACACUUUAAAGAUUAUAGAACACUGUCUAUGUGUUAUGAAUAAUCUUUAAGGACAGUUCUAAUUUCAUAGUUUUGACUGAAACUGGUCAGGUGAAAGAAAAAAAUGAGAACCAGAAAGAUGUGCUUGGAAAUUUUGUUAUUGUGGAAAGAAAGUUAGAGUCAGUUAAGAGAGAAUCCCCCUUCUAACACUUAUCUAUGUGGAGAGAUAACACUCUUCAACUGUAAAAUGGAAAUUGUAAUAUUUGUGAAGCUCAAAUGAGAUGUAAAGUACUUGGCAAAGCUCAUGGUAUUAUGUAUAAAUGUCAGUUAUUUAUUGUCUGCCUUAGUUUGAAGCACUGAAUUAUGUUUAAUGGUCACUUUGAUAUUAUUAGCUAAUAGAUAUCUAGCGAUUUAAGAUCUGCAAACAUUUUAUGCAUUUUCUCUUUUGAUAAUCUCAUCUACGCUUUGAUGCUGUUAUCUGUUUUAUUGAUGAGAAACUGGAGGCUAAGACUGUGUCUUUCUUGGAGUGAACAGCUAGUAAAUAAGGCAAUUUCAUAUUUAAAUCUUAACACUCUAAAGUACAGUCACAGUGACUUCUAGAGGAUGCAUAGUGAGAGGAAUACUAACAUUUUGCACUCAGGGAUCCCUUCUAGUUUAAGAUCUAAAUAGAAAUAGUUCUCUGAUUUCAGUUUACAUAUCUGGAUUGAGGCUCAGUGACUUUAUAGUCCAGGGUCACAUUUGUAGGUCUCAUGAACCCCCAAGUCAGUUCCCAUUAGAUGAAGAAGCAAAACAGAAGGACAAGGGUGCUAUAGGGGCCAAUCAGCUAGUUAAGAAAUUGUUUGAAUCUUUUGCCAACAUUCUUUAAACUUCUGUUCUUAUUUCAUGGGGGUGAUUCUCUUCAUGAGUCCACAGAAAUUCUCCACACACACAGCAUAGGGGAAGCUUAGAAACCGUGGAGUAAAUUAUUUUUUGGAGACAGAAGAGCAAGCAAGGGAAAGGGAACCUGGAUGCAAAUUGGGAAUUUUUGAUUGAAACGAUUUUCAAGUGCACUUUUCAAAUACUCCUUAUUGCUACAUUAUGUUUGGCCAAAAACAGCACUUGUUUUCAAAAAUAACAUAGGUAUAGCUAUAAAUAUUGUCUUUAAAAACUCAUGUCAUGGAUUUACACCAACUCUGUUCUCUUAUUUUCAUUGCCCAUUCUGUUCUGUUUGAGCCAACCUGCAAAUCUAUAAAUAUAGCAUUGGUUUAACAUAUUGUGAUGAUUUCUUUCUAGGCAGCUAUAAAUACAACUGCUGCUGCUAUAUGUUAUAUAAUGUAAUAAAAGUAGUUGCUUUGUUUAUAAUAUUCAUGGAGGGGAAUGGCAUGAACUUGCUUUAUAUUGUCUCAUCAGUAUGAGAUAUCUAGCAGUGCAGUAACUUAACUGCAUCCUCAAAUUGUCUUUUUCUGAUUCUUUUCCAUUUUGCCUCAGAUUCAGAAUUGUAAUGUCAAUUUUUUUUUCAGGCCGGCAUGAAUGUAAUUAAAACUUAUCAUGCACUGGUAAUAAAUACUGUGAAAGAAAGAAAUAAAAAAAUGGCCAUAUUUAAAUGACCUAAAGGGAUUAAAAGUCACUUUUUCUCUCUUAGGAUUGUUUUGAGAAUUAAUUUUGGUCAGAGCACAACAAAUCUUGAGUUCCAGGGUCCUGGGGUGGUUGGUGUCAUGUAUUUUUGAUGUAGUUACACCAGGAACCACCAAAAAAAGGUAUUUAGUCUUCUUGUUUACCUACUUUUAAGUUCCAGUAUAAUGCCAGAUUUAAUGAAGAAGUGAUGGUAAUUUACCUGGAGAUAGACUCCUUGGGAUUUUCAAUUACCACUAAUCUAUCCUGACUUCUGUUAUAAACCUAUUUCUUUUGGGGAUAAGAUGGAAAGGAAAGGAAAGGAGUGUGUUACAUAGAGCAGGGGGAGAGCUCCUAGACUUCACUCCCAUUCUCUUUGUAACUUAAGGGACAACUUCAGCAAGCUGUCCUUGGCCUGUAUCUUUUCCAGAGAAUUUUUCAAGAUUCUAACUUGAGGCCAGCAUACCCCAAAACAUGGAGGUUAUUACUCCACUCUGCAUAGUCCACAAUUUCCCCUGCUAGGUCAUUAUUGAUGUCCUAAGGAAAUGAAUGAUGCCCUUGGGAAGGAUGAUAACAUCAACUCCACCUCUUCCACUUUAAGUAAAUAAUAUGCUAUAGAAUUUCAUAUUUGGAAGGGAUCUUAGAGGUUGUCAAUAAUCCAAUAAAUUGUGCUGUCAACUAAGGUUGACAAGAUAAACUAGUCCUUCCUGUUAAAAAUUAUCCAUCUUUGUUGAAUGGGAAACUGGUUACUCUGAGGCUACCCCUUCCCAUUUAAAGCAAGUCUGCCUCUGUCCAGUAAUUAUAUAAACAUUAUAUUAGUUCUGCUACCAAAAAAACCUAAUUCUCCUGCCAUGGAAAUUGUUCAAAUAUUUAAAAACAGUGAUCAUGUUACCUCUUAAAUUUAUCAAUCAGUCAUCAUUUAAUAGGGUUUGGGGUCCUCUUACCAUCUUAGCCUUUUGUAAACCGAAUUUGUCACUAUUCCUCUUCAUUGAUGAUGCCCAAAAUAGAAUACUGUGUUCCAGAUGUGCUUUGGCAGAUACAGCACAGUUCCUGGCACAUAACUGGUACUUACUAAAUCCUUAUUGUUAGAUUUGAUUUGCACAAAGUAUAAGAAUCUUACCUCCCUUGAUAGUGACACUGUUAUGUUAAUGGAGCUCAAGUGAAGAACUGCAGCUGCCGCAAUAACUAACAUUUACACUUUGUGUAUAUGUGGGUGUGUACAUUUAUGCAUAGAAAAAUCUAUGUUUAUGAGGGUAUCCCAAAAACUAGUGCCGUUUUAAAGUUACUGCUAGUUUAAAGUUGCAUCAAGAUUUUUGGGCUAUCCCAUUUUAUCUGAGCCUCUCAAUCAUUCAAGGUAGGACCCCAUCCUCACACACAAGACCAUGCAACUUGUAAAUAUCUGAAUCCAGACUUGAACUUAAUCAAGUGAACAAACACGUGCCAGGAAUUUAUGCAGAAUUGGGAUACAAUUAGAAGCAAAAAGAAACAGCCCCUAUCUUCAAGGCCACAUUUAAGUGACCUACAUUACAUUCUAAAUGGGAUGCAAGGUAUGUUGGCAAAUUGUACAUAAUAAAUUUGCAGUUUCAUGUGCAAUCAUUUCUAAAAAAAAAUUCUGUUAUGGAAUUGCUUGUUUUAUUUCAUAAUUUGAAAGAAAGAAAGGUGUUCUCUUAGAAGUACUACUUAAGAAGAAGAGCAUAGAGAGUCUGACUAUAAUUAUAUAACCCAAAAUAAACGGAAAAUUCCGUAUGAAUAAAGAAGUUAAGGUUAACUUACUCAAACAUGCAAGUGCCAUUCACUCUGAGCAAUUGUCUCCCUCCAAGAUAUUAUACUCCUCAUUCUGAGGAAGAUAUUACAUUAAAAAAUUCCUAGCCAGGUGCUUGGCUAGCCUAACAAUUGCAUUAUGAUACUUUCUCUAUUAUGCGACCCCCACAGAAGGGGGGGGAGGGAGAUAGACUACAUGCACUGUAGUUUUAACUCAAAAACCCUGGGAGGUGGGGGGGUGGUACAUAAAGACCUCUCUGCAUUAGGGGUUGGGCCAUUUGGUACCGAAAUGGUCUUUAAUACUGCCUUGGUAUGUGACUUUUCAAAUCCUUGGAAUAAAACUGCUUAAUUUUGUAA
Messenger RNA from Antechinus flavipes (yellow-footed antechinus), 5341 nucleotides. It is a transcript of the gene NDUFAF4, whose product is annotated as NADH:ubiquinone oxidoreductase complex assembly factor 4. Gene Ontology annotation, cellular component: mitochondrion. Lineage: Eukaryota; Metazoa; Chordata; Mammalia; Dasyuromorphia; Dasyuridae. The record is from RefSeq and is a predicted model, not a curated record. The transcript is spliced from 3 exons. Bases 202 to 729 code for a protein of 175 amino acids. Gene Ontology annotation, biological process: mitochondrial respiratory chain complex I assembly.